UUCAUUCUCUGCCGAAUGAUUAUCAUUAUACAAUUAACAAACAUUGUAUUAUAUUUUUAAAGUAUACUUUAAAUUUUUAUUAUUAAUAAUACUAAAUAGUUUUUUAUUCUCCUUAUAUAAACUCUUUUUUUAGUGAGGCGGAUUAGGGCGAAAAAGGAGAAAAAAAAAUGGGGAGGAAGAAGGUGGUUAUGAAGCGGAUUGAAGAUAAGAGCAGCCGUCAAGUGACGUUUUCUAAACGGCGUAACGGAUUGAUGAAGAAAGCUCGUGAGAUCUCCGUUCUUUGCGACUGUGAAAUCGCCGUUAUUGUCUUCUCUAACAGCGGCAAACACUAUCACUUCUCUAGCACCAACUCUAGUUUGCCCGAGAUUCUCAACAAAUACAAAACGCGUUUUGAAGGGGAGUUUACACAUUUAUACCAAGAAGAGGAUGCAAGCAGGAAAUCCUACGUAGAGCUACUGCGAAUAGUUGAAACGUGCGUUGAAGGUCCUAAUAAUGAUGAGCAGCAUAGUUUAUCAGACCUUAUAAAUCUGGAGAACCAACUCGACGCCGCACUGAGAGAUACCAGAUAUAAAAAGACUCAACUAAUGGUGGAAUCUAUAAGUGCUCUUCACCAAAAGGAAACCAAACUAAAAGAGGAAAAUGAAGUUCUAGAGAAGGAGGUUAAAGCAAUGAGGAACUCUGUGGAGAAGAUGAAUGAGGCCAGCAGCCACCAUGAAAGGGCAACUUUGAGUUUGCUUCACUAGUAAGUAAGUGCAGCUAUCGAUACUCAUUGUUUAGGGUUUCCUCUUCUAAAUUACUAUUUACCCUAACAUGUAUGAUUAAAUACAAACUAAAUAUUAUUAUGUAAUUAUGCAUUAAGACAUCCAAUUAUUAUUAUUAUUUUGUUA
Molecule: messenger RNA, 887 nt
Organism: Mercurialis annua (annual mercury)
Lineage: Eukaryota; Viridiplantae; Streptophyta; Magnoliopsida; Malpighiales; Euphorbiaceae
Product: MADS-box protein FLOWERING LOCUS C-like
Exons: 6
Coding region: 168-743 (191 amino acids)
Biological process (GO): positive regulation of transcription by RNA polymerase II
Cellular component (GO): nucleus
Molecular function (GO): DNA-binding transcription factor activity, RNA polymerase II-specific; RNA polymerase II cis-regulatory region sequence-specific DNA binding; protein dimerization activity
Source: RefSeq, a predicted model, not a curated record